AUGGUGGACGCGGAUUCGAAAUCCGGCGAAGCAUUGUCCGAAGUGGAAGAAGUAGCAUCUGAUUCGGACGACAGUUGGGCUGCUACCGAUUUGGAAGAGGAUAACGAAUGUGCUCUUAGCGAGGACGAGGAGGAACAGGAUCGCGGGUUUUCGGGAGUGAAGGAAGUUGAUCCGUUGGAUGUAAACGGCUUCAGUGAAGACAAUGAUAGGUCAUCGUGGGAGGAUGAAGAGGUUGAGAACGAUGAGGAGAACGCGGAUGGGGUUGAUCCAGAUGAGAUGAAGCGGUGUCAUAAGGGUGUGACCACGCGAGCAGGGAAGAACAAGAGGAAGCAGGAGGAGGAAGAGGAGCAGGAGGUUGCGAGUUUACCAUCUGAAGAGGAGGAGGAGGAGGAGGAAGAAGAAGAAGAAGCAGAUGAGGAUGUGGCGCUGAGCGUUCGAGCAAAGCGGGCGUGGAUAAACAUGAAGAAAUGCAGCAAUGGCGAUCAGAAGAAAUCCCAAAAACAGCAAAAACGGCAAGAUAAGAAGCGGAAACGGGCGGCAAAGGCAGCAGCGUGGGUGCGGCCAGUGCAUUUAGAGGGCGAGGAGGUGGAAGAAGAGCGGAUGGUGGAGUGGGAGAGGGAUCUAGCGGCGUGCAAUAGCGGGGAGGUGACGCCACAACAGCUUGUGGAGAAGAGGGAGAGGCCGAGGGAGCAAGAGCCUGCUCCUGAUAUUCUCAUGCCGCUGCUGCCGUUCCAGAAGGAGUGGCUUGCGUGGAGCCUCAAGCAGGAACAAGGUCCCAUCAAGGGCGGCAUCUUAGCAGACGAGAUGGGCAUGGGGAAGACCAUCCAAGCCAUCUCCCUUAUAGUCACCAGCCGUCACCUACAGUCACACGCCCCUGCUGUCACCCCAGUGCUGCCUCAGCCACUGCCACCAUCAACAGCCGCUGCUGAUGAUGUCGCUGCACAAGCCACGGCUGGCAAUCCAGGUUCAUCCGGGGGAGGUGCAUCUGAGCCGGAGAGGCCAGCAGUGAAGGCAACGCUCGUGAUAUGCCCGCUCAUCGCAGUGCUGCAGUGGCGGCAGGAGAUUGCUCGCUUCACUCGCCCAGACAGUGUCAAGGUGCUGGUGUAUCACGGUCCCAAGCGAGCAAUCAGCGUGAAGGAUUUAGAGGAGUAUGAUGUGGUUCUAACCACCUUCUCCAUUGUGGAGUCUGAAAUGCGGGCAGCUGUCUUCCCCUCAAAGGUCCCCUGCCAGUGGUGCGAGAGAAAGUUUUUUCCUGACCGGCUGGAGAUCCACCAAAAGUAUUUCUGCGGUCCGAAUGCGAAGAGGACGGCCAAGCAGGCGAAGCAGCAGAAGAAGCUGCCGAGAAGCUUCAAGGGGAUAGGUGAAGGGGGGAAGGGUGCGAAAGGUGGAAGUUUUAUGAAAGGGAAGAAAAAAAGGAUUGGGGAUGAUGAGAGUGACAGUGACUACGAGGAAGAGGAGGAGGAUGAGGAUGAGGAGGCGGGGAUUUGGAAGGGAAAAGGAAGAAACCUGGGUCGAGGAAAACGCAAGGACAAAGGCAAGGAAAAGGAAAUUGGGAAGGGAAAGGGAAAGGCCGUGGAUGUAUCGGGCAAGGGCAAAGGCAAAAUGGAUGAUGACGAUGAUAGUGAUGACUCUGACGGAGAUGGUGAUGGUGAUGAUGAUGGCAAUGGUGCUGGCGGGAGCAGUGGCGUUGCAGCCACAGCUGGCCAAGCGAACGCAUUAAAGAGGAAGAAACCCCCAGGGAAGGCAGCACCAGCGUCAGUGCUGCACUUGGUGCGAUGGCGGAAGAUCGUUCUAGACGAGGCACACAGCAUCAAGGACCGCCGCUGCAACACGGCCCGAGCUGUCUUUGGCCUCUGCUCCGACUUCAAGUGGGCGCUCAGCGGCACGCCCCUGCAGAACCGCGUCGGGGAGCUCUACUCGCUCAUCCGCUUCCUGCAGAUCGACCCUUACUCCUACUACUUUUGCAGGCAUUGCGACUGCCAGUCCCUCGACCACAAGUUCUCUGCACACAAUCGCAAGUGCGACCAGUGCGGCCACUCCCCAUUGGUCCAUUUCUGCUGGUGGAACAAGUUCGUGGCGAACCCCAUAAUGAAGCAUGGGUACGGCGGCGAUGGCAGGAGGGCGAUGCUGCUGCUCAAGCACCGCGUGCUCGGCCGCGUUCUCCUGCGCCGCACCAAGACCGAACGGGCGGCGGACCUUACUUUGCCGCCCAGAACUGCCAUGCUGCGGAGAGACACAUUUGACGCGCGGGAGGAGGAUUUCUACGAGGCGCUUUAUACCCAGAGCCAAUCACAAUUCGCCACCUACGUGGACACGGGCACCCUACUGAACAACUACGCGCACAUAUUCGAUCUGCUCAUCCGCCUGCGCCAGGCAGUGGACCAUCCCUACCUUCACAAUCAGACGCUUCUAGAGGCGUAUCAAAAGCAUCGGAUGGAGCUUAACCGAGCUCCCCCUCUCCGGCCUCUCCCCCUGAAAGCACUGCGAAUGGGGGGAGAGCGGGUAGUUCACGGGGGAAGGGGAACGGGGGAGGGGGGGACGGUGGCGGUGUGGCUGGGGAAGGGGAGGGAGGAGCUGGACGGCAUGGUACAGAGGGAUCCAGGCGCCAAGGCGCUCGUGUUCAGCCAGUUCACGUCCAUGCUCGACCUCAUUGCAUACCGCCUGCACCAGGUGGGAGUGCGGUGUGUGAAGCUGGAUGGCAGCAUGACAAUGGACGCUCGGGAUCGCAUCAUAUCCACCUUCACUCGCGAUGCUGACUGCAGGGUGUUCCUCAUGAGUCUCAAGGCGGGAGGAGUGGCACUCAACCUCACUGUCGCCUCCCACGUCUUUCUGAUGGACCCCUGGUGGAACCCUGCUGUGGAGCAGCAAGCGCAGGACAGGAUCCACAGGCUCGGGCAGUUCAAGCCUGUCAGAGUAACUCGUUUUGUGAUAGCAGGCACCAUAGAGGAGCGCAUCAUAAAGCUGCAGGAGAAGAAGCAACUGGUGUUUGAUGGCACGGUGGGAGGAUCAUCAGAGGCAUUGGGACGGCUCACAGAGGACGAUCUGCGCUUCCUCUUCACCAACUGA
Molecule: messenger RNA, 3066 nt
Organism: Closterium sp. Naga37s-1
Lineage: Eukaryota; Viridiplantae; Streptophyta; Zygnematophyceae; Desmidiales; Closteriaceae
Source: the annotation of a GenBank genome assembly